ACAGCCAGCUAUAAUGGCAACUCUGAUGUCCAAGGAUCUACGAAAGGGGGUCACAGAUGUAGGCACGCUGAGUGAGAGUGAUAUUGCCAACAUGGAUGACAUUGUUCAGUUGAUGGGUCCUGUCAAAAUGGCAACCACUGUGAUGUGUGAAGAAGACCAGCCAACUCUCUCUGUAAUUGCUCCUCUUCAAGCAAAACUGCUGAAACACCUACAGCCAUGCGAAGACGACUCAACCCUGGUUGCAGAGAUUAAGAGGGUGAUGGCCAGUGACCUCUCCACACGCUACAGAGGCACCCAAGAUGCUCUCAACAUAGCAUCAGCGUUGGACCCGCGAUUUAAAGAACUGCCCUACCUGGAAAAAGAGGACAGAGAACAGGUCUACACAAAACUGGUUUUUGAGGCAGAAGUGUCCCACCAGCUCCAAAUGAGUCACCUCCUUGUAAGAAGAAAGCCUUAGAUGCGCUGUUUGGCGAUUCCUUCACCCAAAGAGAAAGAAAAUCCACAAGCGAGACAGCCAGAGCAGAGGUGUUAAAGUACCGAGCAAAAGAUGCGUUGCCUUUGACUGAAAAUGCCAUGAAGUGGUGGAGAUCUCAGGAGAAAGAGCUACCUGUACUUUCCACCCUUGCUAAACGGUACCUGUGCAUUCCAGGCACCAGUGUGCCAGCAGAACGAGUUUUUAGUACUGCUGGCGACAUAGUGAACGCACAGAGAAGUGUUCUGCAGCCAGAUCAUGUUGAUCAGUUGAUAUUUUGGAAAAAAAAUCUGUAGUCAUUGAAGAGUAGCCUAGUAGGUUACACUUGAUAUUUUGUUGAAUAUUGUUUGUUUAUUAAAAUGAGAGUAGUAGCAGGUUCAUCCACUGCUCAUUCAACCUGAAGAAAUGUU
Messenger RNA from Coregonus clupeaformis (lake whitefish), 882 nucleotides. RefSeq names its product E3 SUMO-protein ligase ZBED1-like. Lineage: Eukaryota; Metazoa; Chordata; Actinopteri; Salmoniformes; Salmonidae. The coding region runs from base 14 to 457 and encodes 147 amino acids. The transcript is spliced from 4 exons. The record is from RefSeq and is a predicted model, not a curated record.